AUGUCAGAGGCGGCGCAGACCGCUGCUUCCGAUCCGCCCACCUCCAUCGCCUCUCCCACCUCGCUUCCGGCGGAGGCGAUUCGCCCCGCGCGCCGAUUCUCCAAGGCGCCCGACUUCUGGCUGCUCACGCCGCUCCUCUAUGCACCGCUCCAACCCCUCAGUACCGAUCUCCAUCCCUCACUGCCCCCUCUCGCAUCUAUCCCCGUGCUUCCCUCUCACUCCUCCUCGACGCACCAUUGCUAUUACUGA
Messenger RNA from Closterium sp. Naga37s-1, 249 nucleotides. NCBI's taxonomy places the organism in Eukaryota, Viridiplantae, Streptophyta, Zygnematophyceae, Desmidiales, Closteriaceae. The record is from the annotation of a GenBank genome assembly.